ACUUUUUAGUUUGAUUUUAAAUUUCAAGUGAAAUUGUAUUUUUUAUUUCGAAAUUUUUGGCCCUAAUUUUAUCCAGCAAUGAGCGCAAUCUCGGCGCUGGCCCACAGUCUGCUUCAGCAUGGCAUUUCCAAGAGCAGCACACGCUGCUCUUCAACAGCGUUAUUUGUACCUUUCGCUCGUGUUGAGAAUUGCAAAGACAAAGAUUUAACCAGCGUGGAAGCUGCAUUCGAGCAGGACACGAGUCCGCUUAAGCUCAAUCUUUGUGGCGAUCACUAUCGCAGUCCAAAUGGCAAGCCGUAUUUAUUUCAAGCGGUGCGUAAGGCAAGAGUUGCUGUGAUCUGUGAUGACACUUUGUCGCAUGAACCGUUGCCACCACUUGGCAAUCAAGAGUUCAAUCGUAUUGCCAACGAACUGAUCCUCAAUAAGGCAGCCCCAGCCAUAACUCAGCAGCGUGUGCUCGGCAUUCAAUCGCGCUCCGGCUUAGAUGCACUGCGUUUGGCGGCGCACUUUCUUCGUGAUAAGAUGAAGUGCAAUGUCUGCCUCCUCGCUCGUCCUUGCUCGGAGCAUUUCGAGCCCAUCUUCAAGCGAGCUGGUUUCACCUGCCACAGUUAUCAGUAUUACAGCGAGGAGAAGGUCGAGUUGAACAUCUAUGGACUGGUCGCUGACUUGAUGACUGCACCGGAAGGCGCAGUUAUCGUUAUGGAUGCUUGUGCUCAGAAUCCCACCAGCUUGUCGCCCACCAUCGAUGAGUGGAAACUGAUUGCUCACAUUGUCAAGUGCAAGAAAAUGAUUCCCGUUUUCAAUUUGGAGUUCCAUGGCUUGGCCAGCGGUGAUACCAGCCAGGAUACGUGGCCUGUGCGAUACUUUGCCGAGUUUGGCCUUGAUUUACUAUGUGUGCAGUCGUUUGUACAGAACUUUGGACUCUACGAUGAGGCGCUGGGUCAUCUGAUGGCUGUGGUCAGCAAUGCCACGCACUUGGAGUCGGUGAAGGAUCAGCUGGAGAGCUCUUUACUGGAGCACAAUGCACAGUGCUCUUCAGUGUUUGCAAGUCGUGUGGUGUCCAAAGUCCUGACAAACUCAACACUGCGUCAAGACUGGGCUCUGACGCUCAAGGAUAUACAUCAGAAUAUGCGGCAAAUGCGUUUAGCGUUGAGCAAUAAGCUGGAGAUCCUUAGGACGCCCGGCAACUGGGCUCAAAUGAAGGACCAACAGGGUCCCCAUCUCUACACAAAUCUGAAGAUGCCGCAACUGAAGGAGCUACGCAGUCGCCACAUCUAUGUGCCAAAUUCCGGACGCAUCAAUGUGGGUGCCCUGAGGCCGAACAAUGUGGAUUAUGUGGCUGGUGCCAUCAAUGAUGUAAUGAUCUCAACAGCCAAAGCCGACGCUGCUGCUGUCAAGACGAAGGAAACUAAUUUAAGUGCUAUGCAGUGUCUGCAGCAUUUGAAUGCGCCCUAAAUGCUGGUUAACUAAAUUCAAAUUCAAAAUCCAUUGUAAAUGCAAUUUCAAUAAAAAAAGAAAAACACGAGUAAACUAA
Drosophila albomicans is the source of this 1534-nucleotide messenger RNA. RefSeq names its product aspartate aminotransferase, cytoplasmic-like. Gene Ontology annotation, cellular component: cytosol. The coding region runs from base 79 to 1455 and encodes 458 amino acids. The record is from RefSeq and is a predicted model, not a curated record. Gene Ontology annotation, biological process: L-aspartate biosynthetic process. NCBI's taxonomy places the organism in Eukaryota, Metazoa, Arthropoda, Insecta, Diptera, Drosophilidae. The transcript has 4 exons. Gene Ontology annotation, molecular function: pyridoxal phosphate binding; L-aspartate:2-oxoglutarate transaminase activity.